Molecule: messenger RNA, 4628 nt
Organism: Oryzias latipes (Japanese medaka)
Lineage: Eukaryota; Metazoa; Chordata; Actinopteri; Beloniformes; Adrianichthyidae
Gene: impg2a
Product: interphotoreceptor matrix proteoglycan 2a
Biological process (GO): visual perception
Molecular function (GO): heparin binding; hyaluronic acid binding
Source: RefSeq, a predicted model, not a curated record
UCUGCCUGUCUUCCUGAGCUCCCAGCACUCCUAGGGAGAGCGUAUCAUCAACUGUUUUCUCAUUUCCAUCCUUUUGGACAAUUCUAAACUAUGCAAACAACUAAGAAGCUGCUGCACUUCUUGAGAGGAAACAAAUAUUUCCUUGAUCCCUUUCCGAGUCCACGGAUUUAGACGGAGUCACGGAUUUAACAUGAGCGCCACAUCCUGGAGGAGCAUUUUCUUCUCUGUUCUGCUGAGCUCAUUCAUCACCUUUUUGGGCAGACCUACAGAUGCAGCUCUGGAGGGAUCCUCAAUGGGCUUCAUGGAUCUGCCUCAGACAAAGGUUGGGUUUCCACGCAUCACUCAUGUGUCUGACGUGAAGGCGUUCGUUGAAGACCACGCAGCAGCUUCUCGACGGAAAAGGAACAUUUUUUACCAGAAUGGACUUAGGCUGUGUGGACAAGAAACUGCGGAGCAGGUCGUUUCCAACCACCUAAACUACUUUUAUCUCCGAGUCUGCCAGGAAACUGUUUGGGAGGCUUUCAAAAUCUUCUGGGAUCGUCUCCCUGAGCAAGAAGAGUAUCAAAGCUGGAUGAACCAAUGCCGGGAAGGAACAGCCACCACACUGAUCAUUGGAAGCUUUUUUAGCCAAUCAGAGGAGCAUCAGGCUCUGGUUAAAGAGCGAUUGUCACACAUGAAUUUUAAAAGUGAGCCCACCAGGUCGUGGCAGCAUAUGUGCAGCACGCCCCCACCGCCGAGGUCAGAGGCCACCAAAGCUCCCGAGUUAGACAAAAGAAAAGAAGAAGAGGAGGAGGCAGCCACCACUUCAGGAAAAGUGGAGGAAAGUCCACUGCUGAAUGAAAUCACUGUGCAGCCUACUGCAGCUCCCACGCUGGAGCAGGUGGUGGAGCUGAGCAUCCUCCUGACUGGAGAGAUGUUCAGCGAUGAGCUCAACGAUCCAGCCAGCCUCCAGUUCCAGGCACUCAGCAGACAUCUAGCUGAAAAGAUUGAAGAGGCUCUUGAUAUGCUGCCUGGAUUUAAGAGUGUGUCUGUAUUGGACUUUAGACCUCAAAAGGACACCCAAGGUAUGGAUGGUAUCAUCGUGGACUAUGCGGUCACAGUGCUGGUGAAUGGAGAUGGAGUGAGCGCUGAACAGCUGAACUACCUGACCCAGCAGUCCAAUCAGGUGGAGAGCUUGUACCACAAAACCGAGGAGCUCUCCACGGUGGUGUACAGCCAGAACAAGAACGACCAGCAGAGUGAGUCAGAAAUUCCUGCAGACAGACCCAAGGUCAGUGCCGUCGAUGACCUGCCAGAGGUCUUAACCUUGCAGGAAGAAGGCCUGCCUGAAGUCUCAGAAACCAACACUGUGGCCACAAUGGAAAAGGACGUUGCUGUCCAGGAGGAAAGGGAAGUGCCUCCUGCUGUUGGGCUUGUCACCACGCCGCCUGAAACUAGCAAAGUUGGGGAGGAGAGUCUGGUGUUAGAAGAAACUGUACAGACUCCAGAGACCUCACAUUCAGGGGUGGUCCUGCCUGAAGCAGCGUCCCCAGCACUGACGGAGAGUUCCACACUUCUAGAACCCCCAGAGGCCUCUGGUACAGGUCUGAAAGAUCCGGCACCUGCAGAGAAUGUGCAAGUGUCAAGGACAGAAGAAAGCAGCAUCUGUACAUAUAACUGCACCAAAACAGAGCAAGUUGAUGCUACUGCUGAGGAGGUGCAACAUCCUCCUGCAGGUGAUGAGGAUCGGGAUCUGGGUGAAGUUUUGGUAAAUCAAGUUUCAGAAGAUUUGGGCGUCCCUACAACUCUGCUUCCUGAAUCUGCUGAACCUGUGGAGACCCCAGAAGAACCUCCACAUACAGAUGUGAUGCCUGCAAAUGAGGUAGUUACCCACAUCCCUGAAGAAAAUGAAUCUGUGUCGGUCCAUCUAGAACCGCCUACAUUUGAAGAAGUAAACCUGGAUGAGACGAUAAUCAGAGAGGAAGGGAACGUGAUGGAGGACAUGUUCUCUGAGGCCCCAACUGUGGAAGAAAGGGUGGCACAAGCAACAAAGAUCUCAAAUGAAGACCUUACUGAGGACGAAAUUUUGCUGUUGGACAAAAAUAUUCCAGAGCCACCGGUGACAGAUCAUCCAGACCCUGAAAAACCAACCGUGUUGACUCCAGGGGGGGAAUCAGCCUUCACCGUUGUCUCGAUCAUUCAUCCUGAUUCUGAGGACCUGCCUGUCCCAGCUGUCACUUCAGUGGUGGAGAUCAAGACCUCUGUGGUGGGUUUGGACGACGUCACCUCUGGAGAUCACGGUGUGGUUUCCUUUGGUUAUGGUUUAACUAACCAAACAGAGGAGGGCAGCACUGGCUUUCCAUCGGGGGUGGAGCAUGCCACAGACCAGGCCAGCAUGGCCAUGCCUGUGAAUCCUGGACGAGCACUGAUGGUAUUUUUCAGCCUGAGAGUGACUAACAUGAUCUUUUCUGAAGAUCUCUUCAAUAAAAGUUCUCCCGAAUACAAGGCUUUGGAGCAACGCUUCCUCGAGCUGCUUGUACCUUAUCUUCAGUCCAACCUAAGUAACUUUGAGAACCUGGAGAUCCUGAACUUCAGGAAUGGAAGCAUUGUGGUAAACAGUCGGAUGAAAUUCGGGAAGCCUGUGGCUCGUGGCGUCACAACUACAGUUUACCUGAUCCUGGAGGACUUCUGUAACACCGCUUACCAGACCAUGAACCUGGCCAUCGACAAAUACUCGCUGGAUGUGGAGUCAGGUGAUCAAGCAGACCCCUGUAAGUUCCAGGCAUGCAACGAGUAUGCAGAGUGCAAAGUCAACCGGUGGUCAGGGGAGGCGGAGUGCGUUUGUAACGCGGGGUACUUCAGUGUGGACGGCCUGCCCUGUCAGAGUAUCUGUGAGCUGCAGACAGACUUCUGCCUCAACGAUGGCAAGUGUGACAUAAUUCCUGGUCAGGGAGCCAUCUGCAGGUGUCGUGUUGGGGAGAACUGGUGGUACAGGGGCGAACACUGUGAGGAGUACGUAUCAGAGCCCCUAGUGGUCGGAAUAGCGAUUGCCUCAGUGGCUGGCUUCCUGUUUGUGGCAUCAGGAGUCCUAUUCUUCUUGGCCAGGACGUUGCGGGAUCAGUACGACAAAGAGGAGUCGGAGGACCCCAUAAGGCGAGCAGAGAGCCUCCCAUCUUUGGAGAGGGCGACCAAGUACAACCCCAUGUAUGAGAGCGAAGCCACAACUGGCUACAGCCACUACUAUCGCCGCUACCCAGAACCUCCGGUGUACAGCAGCGCCAGCGCAGAGGCCUCCACUGACUUCAGCAGCGAGGAGAUACGACACAUUUAUGACAACAGCGAAUUGACCAAAGAGGAAAUUCAAGACAGGAUACGCAUCAUUGAACUUUAUGCUAAGGACCGCCAGUUUGCAGACUUUGUGCGGCAGCAUCAAUCUGUCCUGGAUACCUGCAGAGAGAACUCAUCGUCACAGACAUGAAAAUCUCGUGUGUACAACAAGAAACACACCUGUCCUGUCCAAACUGAGGCUUUUUUUCAGGAUGCUCCUCAAAGCCUGGACUCCUAGCUCCUAGCUGAUGGUCCUUAAAUUCUUCCACUUAACCUUCUACUGACUGUUCCUUCAGUUUUCUACGUGCCUUCUCUCAUCGGAGCUUCAGUCUAAUUUCCCACUAGGAAAAGCUGAACUGCUUUUCAUGACUUGAACUGUUAGCACAUACUUAUACCAGGUUUGUAUUGAAAUGAUAUAGAGGAAGUGUUCCUAUCUUUUAUCAGAUGUUUAUCUUCAGAAGUGGACAGGCAUAAACUGUGAAAAUAUUUAGAGUCAACGUGACUUUUGCUUGUCGAUUUUUAACAGGCUGCUUUACUGCUUUUUGUCUUUUUAUUGCUUUUAAUUUUUCAUAAAGAGGCAGAUUUUGGAAAACUGUUCUGUUUUAGACAAUGGUGCUAUCAUAGUUUAAAAAGAAAACGUAGUCACUUUAAAUUUAUCAAUAAAAAAAUCAUCUCUCUCAGUGUACAACAUUAGAAAUGACCAUCACAUGAUGCGUGCUGUUCUGGUCAUCUGAGACCAUAGUCGUGGUUUUCCUGCAGAAAACAAAAAAAGGAUAAUUUAUCUAUAUGUUUGGACAUUUCCAUGUACAAAAUGUCACAAUUUAUGCAACUCUGACUCCUAGAGGACACGGGUAAAAGGGUAAGAAAUUAUUAAAAAUGUCACUAAAUUAUGACAGCAUUUGGCUUGGUCCAAAACAGCAAGGUGAGUAAUUUUACUUGUUAGUUUUUAUACUUGUUAAACGGUAAAAAUGUAGAUAUCUCAAAAUAAAUGAACAUUAAAAAGAAGAAAAACGUCUUCAUUUAUUAAGGCCGCGACAGAAUCUCUGGUUUUUACAAGCAGGACAGAAAGCAAAAAAAACCAAAAAAAAAAACGUGUGCAGAGUGGGUGACAUUUUGGUUGUUUGGCUUUAAACUACUUUGAUUUUAUUUGGGGAUUUUGCACGUUCCUAAUGUUGUGCAGGUAACUAGUAGUUGGUUUCCUGCUUUUAUUGUGAAGGGGAAGUUGGUUUUCCAAAAGCAUCUUUAACCUCUGAGUUGUGGGCGGGACUGUUUGCGCAGAGCAAGCCUCCCUUCAUUUCCCAUCAUCCAGUAGUUUACACUCU